This is a messenger RNA of Paracoccidioides brasiliensis Pb18, 444 nucleotides long. RefSeq lists its product as uncharacterized. Bases 1 to 444 code for a protein of 147 amino acids. The transcript has a single exon. The record is from RefSeq and is a predicted model, not a curated record.
AUGCCAGAACCAGCACAGAAUCCCCCUGGCUAUCGGGUGGAAAUUGCGAAACAUCCGAUCCCUCCAAACAAACUAAUUUGGCUCGACACCCAGUUUAUAACCCUUGAAUAUGUUAUCGGAGUCGAAUGUCUCAAUAGCAUCGCAGGUGUCGACCCUUUCACAGACAUGGUGGUAGUAGUGACGACAGAGACCUCGCCGGAGGAAUUCGAUGAACUGGCGCCCCCAACUACUCAUGAAACAUCAUUUCCCGUGUCAGGUGAAGAGGCGAUGGAAGACGGACUUAGGAGAAUCUCACUGUUGGCUCCGAUUAAAUAUACAACACCGGGGAUAGUCAAAACUUCGGUUGUCCUUUUUCGAAAAGUUACAGAUGAAUCGGGUCGUUUGAGGUUGGAACGAGUAAGCAAUGUCGCAUCUGGGCCAACAGUGAGAGCAAUUAAGAAUUGA